AUGUCUGGCGUUCGAUUUCCACCGAAUCCCAGUGUGUCUGAAGAUCCUCACGAAUCACCCCAAACGAGUGGCGGCACGAUAGAACGCCAGCCUUUGCUUGGCCAGAAUACCUACAAACCUGAAGCCCCUCCAGAUGGAGGCCUCGAGGCUUGGCUAGUCGUCUUAGCGGGCUUCUUCAUCUUCAUGAACUCCUGGGGCAUUUCCAGCACCUUCGGAGUAUUUCUGGAGCAUUACCGGACAGUUCUUUUCCCUGGGGUUUCUUCUUCGACUUUGUCAUGGGUAGGAAGUGUUCAAGCGACCUUCAUUACCAUCACCGGAGUCGUCACAGGCCCUUUGACUGACCGCGGCUAUCUCAGAGCCAUCGUUAUUACUGGCCAUUUAAUGAUCGUUUAUGGCAUGUUCAUGCUAUCUAUAUCUACUCAGUACUACCAGGUAUUGCUAGCACAAGGGUUCUGCGUCGGACUGGGCGCCGGUGCGAUCAACAUUCCUGCCUUUGCCGUCAUCUCAUCCAAGUUCUCAAGCCGAAGGCCAUUCGCCCUCGGUUGCGCUUCCACGGGGGCAAGCAUUGGUGGGAUAGUUUUCCCUCUCAUGUUCCGCAGGCUCACCCCUGAGCUUGGCUUUCCCACUACGGUGCGACUCAUAGCCACUGUGUGCCUCUUGGUUUCCAUUCCAACACUGGUGAUACUGUGCCGUAAGCCCGGCGUAAGGUCACCCACAGCAAGGAUUGUCUUGGAGCCUCGCGCUUUUAACGAGCCGUAUUUUGGGGUAUUUGUCAUCGCCCUUUUCUUUCAGUUCCUAGCAUACUACAUUCCUCUCUUUUAUCUCACGACAUUUGCCGUCGUCAAACUCAAAACGGGGCCUGCUUUCGCUUUCGACCUCCUCACAAUCAGCAACGCGGCCUCGUUCUUUGGGAGAACAUUGCCCUACCUGCUUGGAGGCCGCGUCACUCCUAUCCAAACACUCAUAUUGUGGGAGAUUAUAGGCGUCGUGCUGUUGUUUAGCUGGAUAGCUGUCAAAACGGUGGAUGGAAUGAUAAUGUGGACAGUGGCUUGGGGAUUUCUGUCUGGAGUCCUUGUCACGGCGCCAGCGGCCAGUGUCGCACACCCCACGCUCAGUCCAAGUCUAGGUGUCAUCGGUGCACGGCUGGGUAUGAGCUGGGCGACAGCCGCUUUGGGGGUUCUGAUUGGGGCCCCAGUCGCUGGUGCCCUGGUUGACGUGGCAAAUGCCAAUUUCGUGCUGGCACAAACCUUUGGCGGGGUAUCUAUGGCGCUUGCUGUAAGUCUAAUGACCAUCCCGGUCAUUGCAGCACAUAGAUACAAUCUGUCAACCGCCAGUGAUUUGAAUGGCGCUUAG
This is a messenger RNA of Neoarthrinium moseri, 1353 nucleotides long. RefSeq lists its product as uncharacterized. The record is from RefSeq and is a predicted model, not a curated record. Gene Ontology annotation, cellular component: fungal-type vacuole membrane. Gene Ontology annotation, biological process: transmembrane transport. NCBI's taxonomy places the organism in Eukaryota, Fungi, Ascomycota, Sordariomycetes, Amphisphaeriales, Apiosporaceae. The coding region runs from base 1 to 1353 and encodes 450 amino acids. The transcript has 3 exons. Gene Ontology annotation, molecular function: transmembrane transporter activity.